GUAGUAGAGUGUUUGUAGCUGUAAUACCUCAAUGUUUGUGAAAGGAUCUCGUCUUUCUGGUUCAGGAGACAGUCUGUCAUGUAGGUUUCGAUGGUGUGAAGGAAGGUAACGUUUAAUGCGGAGGCUGUGGUCGUGAGCAGAGAGGAUGGAGAGCCCCGGUAGUGUGGUGGAGCCGCAGAGCGGACUCCCCUCACCCAGUCCACGAGACCCCCUGCUCAGUCCUGACUCACACAUGGAUGUUCAGGGGUAUAAGUGGGUGUGCUGGCGGGUGUGGUUGUGUCGUCUAGCGGCCGUGCUGUCCUUGGGUCUCCUCCUGCUUGUGUUUCACUGGCGCCCGCGGUUCGCUGUCCUCGCCCGCUGCUGCUCCUGCUCUCUGGCACUGGCAGAUAUUCUGCUAAUAAGAGACAGUUUUGACCAGCAUCAUGUGGUGGAGGUCCUCACAGAGGAGAUGGAGGACGGCAGUUUGGAGUUGUGGACAGAGCUGGAGGACAAUGAAUGGAGAGAUACAGUUCUGCUGCACAAUGAAGAGAAAACGCUGCUGCGCUACUACCUGUUUGAAGGGCUGCGCUACAUCUGGCUGGAGAGGAAAGGAGCUUUCUGUCUUGUCAGUGUCCUCAAUGAGGACUGGACCUGCACGGACCUGUAUGGCUUCCAAAAGGGCCUGAGUCACCUGGAGCAGAGCUUGAGGAGACGCAUGUAUGGGCCCAACCUCAUUGAUGUGCCUGUGAAGUCUUACAUGGAGCUGCUGUCUAAGGAGGUCCUCAACCCCUUCUAUGUGUUCCAGGUGUUUAGCAUCGCCCUGUGGAUAACCGAUGAGUAUUACUAUUACGCCGUUUGUAUAUUUAUCAUCUCCGUUUUCUCCAUCGGCAUCUCACUUUGUGAGAUUCGCAAGCAAAGCAUCACUCUUCGCAACAUGGCCCAGUUUGUCACAAAUGUCACAAUACGGAGAAACUCGGGAGUGGAGGAGUGUGUGAGCUCGGAGGAACUGGUCCCCGGCGACUGUCUCAUCAUCCCUCAGGAAGGUCUGCUGCUGCCCUGUGAUGCUGCCCUGCUGGCUGGGGAGUGUCUGGUCAACGAGAGCAUGCUCACAGGUGAAAGUGUCCCAGUGCUGAAAACCCCACUGCCGGUUUGUGAAGGGAGGUACAGCUCAGAGACUGAGCGUAGACACACUCUUUUCUGUGGCACCCAGCUCAUUCAGGCCAAAGGGGGAGGGCCGGGAGGUGUUGUUGCUGUGGUCACAAGCACCGGGUUUUUCACAGCCAAAGGUAACCUGGUCAGCUCCAUUAUGUAUCCUCAGCCAACAGACUUCCGCUUCUACCGGGAUUCUGCCAAGUUCCUGCUGAUCCUGGCUUCAGUUGCUUUAAUUGGCACCAUUUACAGCUUUGUGAUCCUCUUCAGAUCCAAUGUGACGUGGAAGGAGUUGAUCAUAAGGAGCCUGGAUAUCGUGACCAUCGCAGUGCCUCCUGCCCUGCCUGCUGCCAUCACAACUGGCACUAUCUAUGCCCAGCGCAGGCUGAAGAGCCAUGGAAUCUUCUGCAUCAGUCCGCCACGCAUCAACAUCUGUGGCAAGGUUUCGGUCUUCUGCUUUGACAAGACAGGAACUCUUACGGAGGAGGGUCUGGAUGUGUGGGGAGUGAUGGAGGGGGGACCUGCCGGUUUCUCAGAGCUGGUCCCAGAGCCCAAACUCCUGCCUCCAGGGCCCAUGCUCUCAGGCCUGGCCUGCUGUCACACUGUGACGCUGUUGCGAGGGCAGCCCCUCGGAGACCCUCUGGAGCUCAAGAUGGUCGAGUCCACUGGUUGGUCUCUCCAGGAGCCAGAGGGAGAUGGAAAGGUGCUGGAUGCAGAGUUUGGAGGCCACAGAGUUUUGGCUGUUUUGAGACCUCCUACUCAAUCAGCUUCCACAAGCGAGGCGGUGGCCAUUGUUCAGAGGUUUCCCUUCUCCUCGGCGCUGCAGAGGAUGAGUGUGGUGACAGUGACCCGCGGGGGAAGCUCGGCUCUCGCUUUCAUCAAAGGAUCCCCAGAGAUGGUGGCUAGCCUCUGCCUAGCAGAAACUGUGCCGACGCAGUUCUCCAGCAAACUGCGCAGCUUCUCCAGUGAAGGCCUCCGAGUUCUUGCCCUCGCCUAUAAACCAGUAGACAGGAACACUGACUUUAGGACCAUAGAACGAGGGGAGGUAGAGAAGGACAUGCAGUUCCUGGGCUUGUUAAUGAUGAAGAAUCUGGUGAAGCCAGAGAGUGCCCCGGUUAUUGACAUCCUGAGACUGGCAAACCUUCGCACCGUCAUGGUCACUGGGGACAACAUCUUAACAGCAGUCAAUGUGGCAAAAUGCUGUGGCAUGGUAGGAUUGGAUGAGAAGGUGAUAAUCGUCAAUGCAACCCCCCAAACUGCCCAGUCCAUGCCCAGCCUGAAGUUCACCCUGGAAGACGGAGGGUUACCCACCGCCCAAUGCUCCAUCAUCAAUCUGGGCCUGUACCAGAGUGGGUUUGACUAUCACUUGGCUAUUAGUGGCAAGUCCUUCGCUGCCCUCUGUGAUCACUUCCCUGAGUAUGUGCCAAAGGUUUUGUUGCGAGCCACCGUAUUUGCACGCAUGGCUCCUGACCAGAAAACCGAGCUGGUGAAGGAGCUGCAGAAACUGAAGUGAUUACGGGUGGGCAGGUGUGGGGACGGGGCCAAUGACUGCGGGCCCCUGAGAGCUGCUGAUGCUGGGAUUUCCCUGUCUGAAGCUGAGGCUUAUGCGUCACCUUUUACUUCCAAGAUUCAAAACAUCAGCUGUGUGCCGCUGCUUAUCAGAGAGGGCCGAUGUUCUCUGGUCACCUCCUUCAGUCUCUCAGAUACAUGGCUCUGUACAGCCUCAUUCAGUUUCUGCUCAGUCCUCAUCGUCUACCCGGUGAAGACGAUGUUUGCUGACUGGCAGUUCAUGUUCGUUGACUUUUUUCUGGUGACUACGGUGGCCAUCGUGAUGGGGAAAGGAGGCCCCAGUAAGGAGCUGCACCCCUGCAGACCCUCAGCCAGUCUGCUGACCCUGCCUGUCCUGGGCAGCAUCUUCAUCCACUUCUGCAUGAUUAUUCUGAGCCAGCUGGCUGCGCUCUUCAUCACCACCUCGCAGGAUUGGUACGUUCCACUCAAUUCAACCUCGUUCGGAGAAGCCAACCUGCCCAACAUGGAGAACACCUCUGUGUUUGCCAUGUCAGGUUUCCAGUACAUCAUCAUGGCUGUGGUGGUCACCAAGGGCUACCCUCACAAGAAACCUCUCUACUACAAUGUGAUUUUCUUCGGUCUACUGCUUGUCCUCUUCGGCCUGAUGACUUGGCUGGUGUUGUAUCCUGGGCCCGUCGCCGGUCGACUACUUAAACUGUACGACUUCUUUGAUAUGAAUUUCAAAAUGCUGCUUGUCGCUGUGGCUGCUCUCAACUUCCUCAUUUGUUUUGUUGUGGAGGUGCUGAUAGACUUGGGUAUCCUGAACUGUCUUCGGUUGCUUCGUGGGAGGCGUGAGUCGAAGAAACAGUAUAAACGUCUGAACGCCUUUCUGGCUCAAUCGCCAUCAUGGCCGCCCCUUAAUCAGACCUUGACCCCCACAGAUCACACAGUCAUCCACUUCAGCUAGCAUCUGCUGGCCCCUCUUUUGGACACUUGUCGCAUUCACCCAAAGCCAAAAAGGGCUGUGGAUGUCUGAGCUACAUCCUCAACUUUAUUAACAAUGCAAAGUUAUGUUUACUUCUAUUAAUAAAAACUAUUUUUUUGUUAA
Molecule: messenger RNA, 3745 nt
Organism: Sebastes umbrosus (honeycomb rockfish)
Lineage: Eukaryota; Metazoa; Chordata; Actinopteri; Perciformes; Sebastidae
Gene: atp13a2
Product: ATPase cation transporting 13A2
Biological process (GO): regulation of mitochondrion organization; autophagosome-lysosome fusion; intracellular calcium ion homeostasis
Cellular component (GO): membrane
Molecular function (GO): P-type transmembrane transporter activity; ATP binding; ATP hydrolysis activity
Source: RefSeq, a predicted model, not a curated record